CGCUCCAGCCGUAAACCUUACUUAAUCCUUUCGUUUUCAAUCCCCCUGCCGUCCCCUUCCUCAAAAAGGCCGCACGACCGCGACGUCCAGAUAAGCAUCGCCGCCGGCAGGAGGAAGAAGACGGCGACGGCGACGGCGGCGGCGGAGGAGGUCGAGCUCGCCGACCCCAGAUAGAGCCUGCGAAACAGCUAGCCAGAACCCUAGGAUCGGCGCCGGGCGGCGAUCGGAGAUCGGGGGACCGGAGGAGGAGGAGUGGUGCGAGGGCGGCGGCGAUGGAGGUGGAGACCAGCGGGGAGAAGGAGGGCGGCGCGCGGGUGCCGCUGUCGGAGGUGGUGUCCGACUGCGUGAAGCGGUGGUUCAAGGACACGCUUAAGGAGGCGAAGGCCGGGGACGUGAAUAUGCAGGUCUUGGUGGGUCAGAUGUAUUACAGCGGGUAUGGAGUCCCCCGGGAUGCUCAGAAGGGAAGAAUUUGGAUCACCAAGGCAUCAAGGAUUCGCACUUCUGUAUGGAAAGUUAGUGAUAAGCGUCCAGGGUAUAAUGCCAGUGACUCGGAUUCAGAUGAGAUAAAAGACAAUUCUGAGGGGUCGAAGCACUCAUGACAAUUGUUGCAGGUUAUGAGGGACUUACUUGGGGGUUCACGUCUGUGUGGCACCUUCAGCUUCCCUUUCUGUUAACUUUUUCCCCUUCAUCUACCAUGUAAUCAGUCUUACUCCAAUUGUUUUAGUCAAGGAAGGUGUAUUUUACUUCACUUUAUCUGGUUUCACAUUUGCACAGAGUUUGGUUGGGAUAACCUUUUCAGCCUUUUGGCUGAAGAUCAAGUGAGAGGUUGGUUUGGGGGCUUCUUUUUUUCUUCACUUAUUUUCGUUUUUAGCUUACUGUGUUGGGGGUAUAUACUCGAUGGAGUCAGAAUCUCAGAGUUACGAUUAGCCAUUGAGCUGCACCGACAAACCGGUGUCCAUUCAGAGAAUUGCUUUGUGUAUAUUGUAUACCUUUCAUCCAGUGCUACGAUAUUUUUCCCUCUCUGGAGGUCAGCAACUUGGGAUUCCUGACCAUAUCUGCCCACCUCUCCUGCCCACUGUGGCAGCUUAUGCAAUUUCACUUCUCCAUUCCUUGAUAUAUUCGAACAGCUUGUGGGAAAGACGAUUCUAUUCUUUGUGAAGUUACUUUGUGUUAAGACUCAA
Eucalyptus grandis is the source of this 1181-nucleotide messenger RNA. RefSeq lists its product as uncharacterized. The record is from RefSeq and is a predicted model, not a curated record. Bases 273 to 599 code for a protein of 108 amino acids. Gene Ontology annotation, molecular function: protein binding. NCBI's taxonomy places the organism in Eukaryota, Viridiplantae, Streptophyta, Magnoliopsida, Myrtales, Myrtaceae. The transcript is spliced from 5 exons.